Molecule: messenger RNA, 568 nt
Organism: Anopheles aquasalis
Lineage: Eukaryota; Metazoa; Arthropoda; Insecta; Diptera; Culicidae
Product: UPF0545 protein C22orf39 homolog
Source: RefSeq, a predicted model, not a curated record
CUCCGGCGAAUCCGAGUCGGCGGCGGAGACGGCGUGGUGCAGUAUCAAAAAUGGCCCUUUACGAGGCGGCCACACAAAUUAAACCGAAAACACCGGAGGAACAGGAAGUGCUGAAGAACCUGUGGUCGAUACGACCGUGUUACUUAUAUAACGAGGAGUACGACGAUUGCACGAGCAUCAAGGCCCGGUUUCACCAGUACUUCAUCCACGGCGAGUCGAUAGACUGCAAUCAGUGGAAGCGAGAUUUCGACAAUUGUUCCCGCUUCGAGAAAGAUCCCAACGACACCAAGAGCGCCCUCGAGCUGGUACGGAGUGAGCAGAGCCGGCGCGAGGAACGGAUGCGAGCACACUACAGCAACAACGUGUGGAGUAAACGGGCCGGUCCGCCGGAAGAUUGGGCCAAACCACUGCCAGAGCACAUGCAGAAAGAGUACGAAACCUCGUUCCUGGCCGCGAAAUCGAAAGAACUGCGUGGUGGAACCCAAACGCCGGACAGUGAAAGUUCGUCCUGCUCAAUCAUGUGAACGGUCGCGAGAGAAAUGGUAAAUCAAUAUUUAAAAAUAACGUA